AUUCGUCUUGAUCCACACCCACAGACCUUCACCAAGGAUCAACAAUGUUCAAGAAGUUCAGCCCAAAAGAGGACGUGUCCUCGUCGACCUCGCUCAAGUCGAGCGUGCAGCGCAACAUCCGCAACAACCUGCUCGAGCAGCUGCCUCUGCUCACCAAGCCAGCGUACAGGGAAGGCAAGGCAUUGGAGCCCGCGCCUGCUGAGCCUGCUCCCGUCGCGGCACCUGAGCCUGUCGCCGCGCCCGAGCCGGAGGAGGACGAGGGCAAGGGCAAGAAGGGAGGCAAGGGCAAGGGCGGCGGCGGUGGCAAGAAGGGCGGCAAGGGCAAGGGAGGCAAGAAGGACAAGGAGGAGGAGGCCGAGCCCGCAGCUGCCGAGGACGAGGGCGAGGCGCUGCUCAUCGACGAGAUCUGGCCCAAGAAGGAGGCUCUGGGUCUGACCAAGUGCCACGACAGGAUAAGCAUCUACACUGUCAACCAGGUGCCGCUCUUCUUCAACCACUUUGACGGGCCGUUUGUCCCCACGCUGCGCCUGCUGCACCGGUACCCGGACCUGCUGCCGCAUGUGCGCGUGGACCGCGGCGCGAUCAAGUUCCUGCUGGCCGGCGCGAACAUGAUGGCGCCCGGCUUCCUCUCGGCGGGCGGAUACCUGCCCGACGGGCUGGAGAAGGACGCCAUCGUCGCCAUCCACGCCGAGGGCAAGGAGCACGCCACGGGUAUCGGCAAGAUGACCAUGAGCUCGGACGAGAUCCGCAAGACGGGCAAGGGUAUUGCCGUCGAGGUCAUCUGCUGGAUUGGCGACGACCUGUGGAAGGUGCACACUAUCGGCCUUUAGAGCGGUUGACGCGUGAGACGACACUGGACAUGAUGCAUCACAUGAGG
Messenger RNA from Vanrija pseudolonga, 877 nucleotides. RefSeq names its product Translation machinery-associated protein 20 (gene tma20). Gene Ontology annotation, biological process: formation of translation preinitiation complex. The transcript has 4 exons. The record is from RefSeq and is a predicted model, not a curated record. Gene Ontology annotation, molecular function: RNA binding. Lineage: Eukaryota; Fungi; Basidiomycota; Tremellomycetes; Trichosporonales; Trichosporonaceae. The coding region runs from base 45 to 830 and encodes 261 amino acids.